AAAAACGUUUGAGUUUUUAGUUUGGGUGUUGUAAUAAAUAGUAUAUCAGAGUUAUUAAUUAUCGCUUCUUAAAGUUAUCCAAAGUCCAAGGGGUUGUCUUCCAAGAGUGUAACCGAAAUCAUCUAUCAUACAGUUCAUACAAAUCUAUAUUUCAAAGGUAAGCCUAAUCGACUAUAAAAUGAUUGUUUAUUUUUUUUAAAUAUGUUUUUAUUUUUUUGAAAUAUUUUAAGCUCUUUUGGAACAUAAAAUUUCCCUGACAAAAUUGGGACAACACAAUCGAAAAAUGAAUUCCUUUUAACUUUUACGAAGAGUGAGAGGUGAGAUGGCAUUUCAUAGAUGCGAGAAAAAACGUGUUUUUUAAUAACAGAUGGCCUAUAUAAAUUGUUGCAUACACAUUUAAAAAUCCUAACUAUCGGUAAUUGAUCAACAGGGCCAUGUUACUUUAUCUCAUAAGUUACAAUUACAAGUUGUUGUUUGUUUUUUAAAAUGUUAUUUCUAAGGUUCAAUUUGUAUUUGAAUUUUUUUUUAAAUAAUGAGAAGUAGAAGCCAAUUUUGUAACAUUUUUAUUUUCAUUUUUAUUAUUUAUUUAUUAUCUGAGUUGGUGUGGGGACUUUCUCAAAUACUUCGUAAAAAUUGGGGGGGGGGGGGGGGGGCAGAAUAUGGACAAGAUUGGGAAAACUCUUUAGUGAGGAGCCGUCCAUCCAUAAGGUACGGCACGCUAUUUUUUGUUUUUUUUACCCCUUCCCCCUGUCAGAAUUCUCACACCCUCCCCUCUAACUCAGGCCUAUGUUACACUUUCGAACUCAAAAAUAGUUUACAAACUAAAAACUAAUUACUAACAUAAAUUUUUAAUCUAAAACACACUGACAAUGAAAUUUAUGAAAGUGAAAUAUUCUGUAAGAAUGCAUCUAUCACAACAGAAAGUUCAACAUCACUGUUAAUACAGCCAGUUUCAGGUUUUAUUUGUAUGAUAUAAUCUACCCUCCCCCCGUGUCACAAACUGUCACACUUUCUUAGACACCCCCUCCCCCCUCCGUAGCGUGACGUGCUUUAUGGAAGGCCCCUAAAAGAGAUUUCCGAUUCUUUUAAAUUUUUUUCCCCACUUCGACUUGUGUUUUUAUUUUCCCGGCGUAAUAUCUAUAUUUAGAAACAUCAGGACGUAAAUUAAGACUUUAUUGUAAACAAUUUGUUUUACAAAUAACUGCAUACCGGCGAUAGGCUAAAACUCUGGGAAUCCUUGGGGGAAAUAGCGCGCGCUGGACUUUCGCGAGGAAUAGUGAUGAUGGUUUUUCAUGGGCUAGUGCGUAAUAAAAUAUCGGAUGGGACAUAAUAUUAAACAUAAAUAUAAUAAUAUUAAUCCAUGGGUUUACUAGGAAAUAUAUUUCUUUUUUUUUUUUUUUUUCCAAGAUUUCCACAAGGGAAACGAUGUUGAGAUUGAUGAGAAGAAAUGUGACUCUGUCACGGUUAUUUUCUGUAAAAAAUAAUGAAAAACUUCAUAGCAUUUUUAUUUAAAUUAAAAAAAAAAAUGAUUUUAAAAGUCUUGCAAAAUUUAUUUCGACACACUUUAAUAGUGCAUUUGCCACGCGCAGCUGUGUGACCUAAAUCGUGUCAAUUUCAAUCUUGUGAAAUGGGAGUUCCAGCAAGGCCUAGACAAGCAAAAACAUCACCAUCACACCGGGUAGACUCGUUAAACGUAGAUGACAACUCAUCUAACAGAAGGAAAACUAUAAACCCGGAGAUGGAGUCCCGUAGGCGGUAUGAUAUUAAUCUAAUGAAAAUUCCGACAACUUCUGCCAUGCUGUAUCAUCACCACAUUAUGUUCCCGUGUGUCCGCCAGAUGCGUGGAGUCAGCCGAUUCGCUGCGAAGAGAACACGCUUUUCCCCUGGGAAAAAUCUCAGGGUUUGUGACUUCGUCCUGCGAAGUCUACGCUAACGUCAGAUUGUGGCAGGGGAAAAAAGGUCACACGUUUUGAUUAAGGAAAGGGUUGCCCACGACUGCUCUAGCAGAUAAUAUAGGUUUUAGCACUAUUUAAAAAAAAAAAAAUUGAAUUUCAGCAGCACUAGGCCUACAGCAGGGGGUUGUAUUCUUAAAGUUUUAAAUUAAUGGAGUUGUCCUAACUUGCGAGAUUUUAAAUUAAGCCUACUAGUCUCAGUCUUUUAUUUUUCUUCAACAAAAUCUAGUUCAGACUUACUGGCAUUAUGGAUAACACUACUUCAAACGAAUCUACCACGGGAAUCGCCUCCGGACUUGAGGAAUUGCUGGAGAAUAUCAUCCUUCGUUGCGACACCUGCCAUUCUAGAUUUGACCAGAUCAAGCACACACCAAAGAUGUUGCCCUGCGGGCACACGUUCUGUCAGGGUUGCAUGACCAGCGUUGGCUUUUUGACCAAGACUUAUCCUGAUGUUUACAGUUUAGAAUGUCCAGUCUGCAGAUGCCAUCAUCCCUUGCAAAAUAAAAUCGAAGAUCUGCCCAACAACUAUACAAUCAUCAAAGUUCUUGACAUUAUUAACAGCAUGAUCUUCGAGUUCUCAAACGGAGGUUGCCAUAAGAAUGUCAAGGCUGUUCAGGCAAUGGGUGAAUAUCGACCCCGGGUUAAGGAGUCAAUGGUGAAAACAGUUGAAACCCAAAGAGAUUCAGUUGCACCUGCAGGCUGGCAGGACAAAGUGAGUUGUUACAUCACUUCCAGUUUACUGGUAUAUUAGUUAUGAACUAACAUUUCAAAACUUUGUUUCUUCAUAUUAAAGAAAAAGCUAAUAAUUAUUUAAUAUGAUAUAAUUUGUCCACCUUUAUACAGACAAUAUAUUUUUUUAAUAUACAUGAAUUUUAAUUAUUAUUUUUUUUUUAAAAUCUGAUUUUAAAUUAGAAAAGAGAAACCUUCUUGACUCUGACAUUCAAUCCUGAUGAUGAACGCACGGAAGUAUUUAUAUCAUAUACAAACCCUGACGAUCUGCCAUCAAUGUAUUUUUCAUGAGACAUGGAUGGGUAAUACUAGUUACAUGCAAUUUUUUUUUUGAGAUAACCCUAUUGGGUUUGAGCAAGGAUUAAUUACCUUUAAAUUUGGACCUUUUCUUAAGGCAUAUUAAUAUAAAAACAAAUUACACCAUUCAGAAAACAAAUAAAUGUAAACAUUGGACCAUUUAAGAUAGCCUAAAAAUUAAUUUGACUUGGACCAUUCAUCUUACAUAUAGAAAAAAUAAUAUUAGAAUUAGAACCAUUCAUAAAAUAGAACAUUAUUUUUUUAGAAAUACAAUUUACGUAAAUAAUUUAAUCAUUUUUAAAAUGUAUCAUUAUAUUUAUUUAAAAUAGGAUACAUAUACUAUAGAGAUUCGCAAAGUCAAAGCUCCUGUCAUUUCAGAAUAUGCAGGUCUUAUUGAAGGCUGCAGAUGUUCAAAUAUGAUAAUUUCCUCGGAUAAUUUAAUAUUCAACCAUUUUUUUAAAAUUUAUAAGCAUACUAUAUUUGGUUGAAGUUCUCCACAAAAAAAAAAAAAGACCAAAAUAAUUACUUAAUUUUUAAAAAUGAUUGUGUCUUUAUUUCUGUUUUGUUACAACACUAAGUUACAGAUACAAUUGUAACUUUUCACGAAUUCAUUUUAUAGCUCGUUGAUUAGAUUUCCAAAUAAAGUUAAAAUAAGUUAAGCCUAAAUUUCUGACUAGGAAAAUUAUUUGAUGUAGUACAUAAUGCUGAUUGUUGACAUAGAAAUGAUUUAUUUAUACAUUAUUUUAAACCAAUAACAGGUGCAGCCCUUACACUACACUUAAGGACUCUGCUGCGUUGAACGUCAAAACUCCAAUCUGCCAGACCCUGUCUGGAGGCUAUUUUCAUGGCUUGGCAGGAGCUCUGAGGAUUUUGGAAUGUGGGGCCUUGCAUAUGCUAACACUAGAUCAACAUUGCUUCGCUGUAGGUGAAAGACACUGAGUGACAUUAUCAAUUGUUAAUUGAAUAUCUGUAUUCUAUUUUAUCAAAACUUGUGUAAAAAGAUUAAUCAUCAUAAAUGUUCCACCAUAUUUUUGCAUUUGAUCAUAUGCUUAUAAAAAAAACCUUUAUGAUUAUGCAACAGAACAACAUCCCUCUAACAUAUGAGAACACAAGAACAAAAUUAAGCUUAUUUUGAAAAAUUAUUUUGAUCUAACUGUCAAAUAUUUAGCUUGAAACACUAAAACACUUUCAAGUAAUUGAGUGUACUCAAAUGUACCACUAGUAUACACAAUUUAAUUUCUCAUCAUUAUUCAACAGCUUGGGAUCCCGCUUUUAAAUCACUGGUGGAAAAUUUCGGUAAAAGUAUGGCCAAAAAAUAUUGCGCACUUAUUGGUAGAAAUUAUCAAUGUAUAUUCACGAAAACCCUCCACAGAUAUUUGCAGUAUAUUGAUUGCAUGUUAUUUUCCUCUUUGAUGUGUUGAAGUCGAGUGGAUGCAAGCUCCUCAGACAUGGAGUGGGUGCAGGCUCAUCACUAUUGAUUUACUUUAGGCGUGGAUACAAAUGUAAUGGAUCUGUGACAGUGUUGGGAAGACAUGCAACUACAGAUGAGAAGAUAAAAUCUCAUUAUGAUAUUAUCUCUUUGUUGGGGUCCCCCCGUAGGUUUUUAGUUAUUCUGAGACCUAAGAGAAUAAUGUUUAAUACUCAAAGGAAACUGACUAUGCAUAGGCCAUAUUUAUGGGGUCAAUUUAAAUCUUCUGUAUGUCUACUGAAGAGAGUUUAAAUUUUAACUCUUAAUUUUCACCCAAUUGAGGUGAAAAAAUUCCUUACCAUUCCAGUCAACAUUUACCUCGACAGUGAUACUACUUUAAAAAAAUUUAAAGUCUACAUAACCUCUGGCUCUGACUCUUUCACUUGAAAAUUUAAUCAGUCUUCUAAAAUUAAAACUAAAUGAAAGACUCCUUCAGGUUUUAAAUAUGUUCAUCACUAUUUGAGUUUCGCAUCAGUAGCCUGUUGCACUAAUGACAUAACCAUUACUUACAUUAAUGAAUAAAAAAUGAAAUUGUAAUUGCU
This is a messenger RNA of Lymnaea stagnalis (great pond snail), 4988 nucleotides long. The record is from the annotation of a GenBank genome assembly. NCBI's taxonomy places the organism in Eukaryota, Metazoa, Mollusca, Gastropoda, Lymnaeidae.